UAAUAACGAGAAUAUGAAAAAUUCUUGAGCAUACUGUUGUGUUAGAAUUGACAGCUUCUACUAGCGCAAUAAACGGAAAACUCGUCAUACCAUCUUCAAAUAAAAUUAUCCUCGACAGAGCGAUUUGAUGUCAGUUCUAGUUUGAUUUUCGAAGUGAAAAGUCGGAAGGAAAAAGGAGGAAAAGCCUUACAUUGCUUUUGUUCUGAGUGAAAAUUAAAUUAGUUGGAUUAAUAUUACUCAAAGACAACCUUCGUUGGAUUACAUGGGAAUUAUUGGAUUCUAGUUCAAGGCAAAGAGGAAAAAUAAUUUACAAUAAAAGAAGAAACUUAAGUACGUCAUGGAUAGCAAUGAAUUUCGAAAGCGUGGAACUGAAAUGGUGGAGUACAUCUGUCAAUAUUUGGAAACGAUAGAAGAAAGAAGAGUAACUCCAUCAGUUGAACCGGGAUAUUUGCGAAGCUUGAUUCCAUCAGAAGCUCCUUUUAAACCCGAACCAUGGGAGCAAGUCAUGGAUGACGUGGAAAAUAAAAUUAUGCCUGGUGUUACACAUUGGCAACAUCCUCGCUUCCAUGCAUAUUUUCCGGCGGGAAAUUCAUUUCCAUCAAUAUUGGGAGACAUGUUGGGUGAUGCAAUUGGGUGUAUUGGAUUUUCAUGGGCUGCAAGUCCUGCAUGCACAGAGCUAGAGACAAUUGUUUUGGACUGGUUAGGCAAAGCAAUUGGACUCCCAGACGAUUUCUUAGCACUUAAAGAAGGCAGUAAAGGUGGUGGUGUAAUUCAAACAUCAGCUUCAGAAUGUGUGCUUGUUUCUAUGCUGGCUGCAAGGGCACAAGCAAUUAAGCAUUUGAAACAACUGCAUCCAAAUGUUGAAGAAACUCAGCUUUUGUCAAAAUUAAUGGCUUACUGCUCGAAAGAAGCUCACAGUUGUGUGGAAAAAGCUGCUAUGAUAAGCUUUGUAAAGUUAAGAAUUUUGGAACCUGACGAAAAAAGCAGUUUAAGGGGGGAAACUUUAACUAAAGCAAUGGAAGAAGAUGAAUUACAAGGGCUAGUUCCAUUUUUUGUAUCAACAACACUAGGCACAACUGGUGCUUGUGGAUUUGAUGCAUUAGAAGAAAUUGGAGUGGCUUUACAGAAAUUUCCGAAUGUAUGGCUACAUGUCGAUGCAGCAUAUGCUGGAAAUUCGUUCAUUUGUCCUGAAUUAAAGUAUUUGUUAAAGGGUAUUGAAUACGCAGACUCAUUUAACACUAAUUCAAACAAAUGGCUUUUGACAAAUUUUGAUUGUUCACUAUUAUGGGUACGUGACAGAAUUCGCUUAACGUCAGCUCUAGUCGUAGACCCGUUAUAUCUAAAGCAUGGAUAUUCUGACGCAGCGAUUGACUAUAGACAUUGGGGUGUUCCAUUAUCACGUCGAUUCCGUUCACUCAAACUUUGGUUUGUCUUGAGAAAUUACGGAAUUUCUGGCUUACAAGAAUACAUUCGACAUCAUAUUCGUUUAGCAAAGAAGUUUGAACAGCUUGUAUUAAAGGAUAAACGAUUUGAGGUUACCAACGAGGUUAAGCUUGGUCUAGUUUGCUUUCGAUUGAAAGGAUCUGAUAAAUUGAAUGAAAAACUUUUGAGCAUUAUUAAUGGAUCAGGAAAACUUCACAUGGUUCCAGCUUCUGUCAAUGAACAAUAUAUAAUACGAUUUUGUGUUGUUGCUCAAAAUUCUACUGAUGACGACAUUAAUUAUGCUUGGGAAACCAUAACUGACUUUGCAACAGAACUAUUAGAGAAAGAACAAGACGAUGAGUUUGUUGAAACGACUGAAGAUCCACGAAAGAAGCACACACUCGCUCAGAAACGAUCAUUCUUCGUUCGUAUGGUUAGCGAUCCAAAAAUCUACAACCCAGCUAUCAAUAAAACAGGAACACCCAGAAUUUCAAUGGAAAUUUCAUCACCAACAAAAGAUGGUAUUCCAGUUACAGUCCAAUCACCGCCACAUGAGUCAUCGUGGAUUUCAUGGCCGUUAGCUUUCUUAUUCAACAGUACAGACGAUGGUAAUAGUGGAAAGAAUGAUGUUAUGUUGCGAUUUCGUCAUUUGGAUGUCAAAAUGGGAUCAUCACGUCGAAAUUCUGCAACUGGAAAUUCAUCUCCGUCACCCGACGGUGAAAAUGGAAUAUUAAGUCUCAAAUCGCCAAAGAAAUCACCCCAAUUAAUGCGCAAACGUGGUACAUCACCAAAUAUAAGAGCAAAUGGAAAUUCGUCUUAAAUAACUUCAUUGCUUGAAAAAAAGAAAAAAAAAUAUAUUCUUUCUGCUUGAAAAAAUGAACGCCAAAUAUAGUCUGAUAGUUCACAUUUAAUGCUUUUCCCCCUUCUUAAUCUAUAGCUAUCAUACCGU
Messenger RNA from Chironomus riparius, 2371 nucleotides. The record is from the annotation of a GenBank genome assembly. NCBI's taxonomy places the organism in Eukaryota, Metazoa, Arthropoda, Insecta, Diptera, Chironomidae.